Dovyalis caffra is the source of this 507-nucleotide messenger RNA. NCBI's taxonomy places the organism in Eukaryota, Viridiplantae, Streptophyta, Magnoliopsida, Malpighiales, Salicaceae. The record is from the annotation of a GenBank genome assembly.
AUGGGGAGGAGGAUAUUGAACGAUGCAUUGAGGGCAAUAGUGAAUGCAGAGAGGAGAAACAAAUCUACUGUGGAGUUACGGCCCAUUUCUACUGUCAUGUCUUCUUUCCUUAAGGUCAUGAAAGAUCGAGGAUAUAUUAAAACAUUUCAUGUUCAUGAUCCACAUAGAGUGGGAAGGAUAACUGUUGAAUUACAGGGCAGGGUUAAUGAUUGUCGAGCUCUCACUUACAAGCAAGACAUUAAGGCAAAGGAUAUAGAAGCUUACAGAAUGCGAACCCUUCCCACACGCCAGUGGGGUUUUGUUGUGAUCACAACUCCAGAUGGUAUAUUGGAUCAUGAAGGAGCUAUCAAUCGAAAUGUGCCAAUGGCUCCUUUAUCAUCUAGUCAAGUUCAGACUUCGCAAGACUUGAAUGAUAUCAUGGAUGUGACAAAGCAUGCUCUUGAGAGGUUCAGUAAGAUUGUAUCCAUGAAAAACGGAGGAGAUUAUGAAGAUAUGAGAACAGAAUAG